Sycon ciliatum is the source of this 3968-nucleotide messenger RNA. RefSeq lists its product as uncharacterized. The transcript is spliced from 8 exons. The record is from RefSeq and is a predicted model, not a curated record. Gene Ontology annotation, biological process: negative regulation of gene expression; protein poly-ADP-ribosylation. Gene Ontology annotation, molecular function: transcription corepressor activity; RNA binding; NAD+-protein mono-ADP-ribosyltransferase activity. Bases 168 to 3071 code for a protein of 967 amino acids. Gene Ontology annotation, cellular component: cytoplasm; nucleus. NCBI's taxonomy places the organism in Eukaryota, Metazoa, Porifera, Calcarea, Leucosolenida, Sycettidae.
AGUCUCCCUUCAUUCAUUCAGACAUUCUCCUGCUUUUCGUCUGUCAUGGAGUGAUUGACUGCAUGACUUGUGUGAUGAGAUUCAGAGUAAAAUGAAGAGACAGCAACAGUAGUUGAGCUGUUCCCGAAUUACCGUUACAUGCACUAGUAGUAACCGUUGACGCGACGAUGAGCGAAUCAACAGCAGCACCGCACAGCAGUGAGAGUGUGCGAAGGCGGACGGUAAUUGUGAGAGACUUGCCGAGUACCGUUACUUCUUCAGAGGUGGAGUUGUAUUUCCAGAGCAGUCGUUCGGGUGGCGGCGACGUAGACCAAGUGGAGCUGUUUAGCGGUGACUCCGGACAAAGUGCUCGCGUCGUAUUCGCCGACGAGGACGAUGCUGACGAGGUCCUCGAGCAACAGCAACAUUUAAUCCGCAACAGGUCACUCACCGUUGAGCGCCUGGUGCCAAAAACCAUCAGUUCUGCCAAGCAGAUCUCGACUGCAUUGAAGUCGACAUUGCACAAGAAAAUUGCCAAGCUUGGUGACACACAAGCACCUGACUUGGAAAUCAGCAGCUUGAGGGCCGUGAACAUACCAGUGCACCAGUGUACUAGAAACCAUCAGGUACCCAUCUCACAGUCACAUGUGCUGCUUACCGAGCAGCAGAGCCAGCCAGAAACACUUCCAUCAUGCGAACAGCGAGCAAAGACUAAAGCGGUUGAUCAACAAGCGGGAAAUGAAGUAGUUGACGCAAGCUCCAAGGCAAGAGAGGAACAUGCUAAUAAUCAGAUACGCAGAGGACAAGCUGGCAACACUGCACGUAUUCAAGAGCAACCAGAUGAUAGCAGUUCUUAUGAAUCUGUCAGUGACUCGUCCUCAUCAGAUAAAAGUGAUGAUCCAGAGGCAGGUGGAGAAAAUAGUCAGCCCAAGACCGGUCAGGAAAAGAAUGGUGCAAAGAAUAUCAUACACCGUGGAGGAGCAGGAGAAGCACCUGCUGCUGGAGGGAUAUCAACUGUGUGUUCUGGCAGUGCUAGUGCUAAUACUAUACAUGUAUCAGGUGGCGCACAGCCUGCUGCUUUGCCCGCACCGUCCCCAGCUCAUACAGUGCAUGUGCAGUCUGCUGAACUACUGGCCAAGUGUUCAAUACCAGGCGCUCCUCUGGUGUUUUCCAACGUAGCGGCGCUGAGUUCUCCUGGGCCAAAGUCAGUGCAGAACACCGGCAGAAUGGGAGCAGGGCAAGAGGGGCAUUCAGCGAAGCUUUACCCGACGUCACUGGCUGCAUGUGUGAGGACCUGCUCAUUGCAGAGUAUGGCAGAAAACAUUCCUUGCGCCAAGACCGAUAACAGGACAAGUUCAGCGCUUCAUCGCAGAAGCAGAGGUACUUGCUCAGAGGAAGCACAUGCUAUCGCAGCCGUGGUCCCGCCAAAAGCCUCUCAUCAAAACAUUGUUCAGAGUGACAAGAAACAAGAUACUCCGCGUAAUGUGGCCACUCCUUCCCCAACCCAGAAACGGCAAGCUAGAAGCCCGUUGUCUGGAGAUGGAAACUGUGCAAGCGGGUGCGGAUCAAGCAAACGCCUCUUCCUGAAUGCCUGUUCAGAACAAAGGGCGAAAAGUUGUUCCGCAAGUGAUCAAGCUUUCUUUGCAGGUGAUGAGGUUGAUGGAACCAUGCGCAGGGAGGAUGCUGGUUGUGGCAUUGCCGAAGCCGGAGCCGAUCAAAUCGGCAGGAAGGUUAUAGUGUCCUGUGACCUGGCUAAACUGGAGCUUAGCUCCAUUUUACUGUAUUACUUUGACAGCAGACGUGGCUCUGGAGGUGGUGGUGUGGAGCAGAUCGAGCCCGUCACUAGCAACCAGUUUGCUGUGUUGUUUUAUGAAUGUGAAGCUGCUGAACGGGCCUGCUUGCGAUCGCACACUCUUUUGGGGACUGAACUGUCCGUCACCAUGGCUGUUCCAUUGCAGCAACCAAUGCCGAGACGUAUUCUAGUUUCCUGCUUGCCAAGAGAAUGUCACCAGGAAAUUGUAGAGCUCUAUUUCGACAGCAAGAAGCGAUCGGGUGGUGACGGGGUGGUUAAAGUGGAGAUGUACGAUGGCUCGCACCAAGCCAUUGUGACGUUUGAAAGCCCCGAUGCUGUUCAGUCCGUGACCUGCCGUGCACAUUCUAUCCGGGACCAAGCUGUCACUGUCCAGAGAGAGCGGAGUCCACUGCAACGCAAAGCAUGCCUGGACGUGUCUGGCAUCCCUAGCGAGGUCGGCUAUGAUGAGCUGGAAAUGUACUUUGAGAGCAAGAAACGCUCCGGCGGUGGUGACGUAUCUAAACUGGAGUACAGACCUGGCACUGGAAUAGCCUCCAUCCAGUACUCAACCCCUGGUGCUGCAGAUCGUGUGGCAAUGCGAAUGCACACGCUCCGUGGCACAAGUGUCGACGUUAGUCUUGCCGACCAUCGGGACCAUUCACUGUGGGAGGCUGCAAAGGUCUUUGACAAAAAGAAGAUCUUGCUGAUGGGUGUUCCAGCAGGGAUUAGCACUGAUCUCGUUCAGCUCUACCUGAAAGCUGUCCUGCCGAGCACGGAUGGCGUCAAAGUGGAAGUGUACCCAAAGAACUGUCGGGCACUGCUUACGUUUUCAGAGCCCAUUGACUUUAGAAAGCUGUCAUCGUGCAUUGUUAGGACUCCUCUGAAGGACGUUCAGCUGACAGUCCGCCAGGUUCAGUUGCCAUGUGUUGUACGUCUGAAAGGCAGCCUUGAGUCACUAAGCAUCAGCUCUCUUCAGCUUAAGACAUACUUAAAUUCACAAUCAGCUGGCUCCGCGAACUUACACAAACGUUCAGCUGGUGUUACGGACGUGGAGUUUUCAACAUCUCAGAAUGCUUGUGAUGUUGUAUCUCGCCAACAUUGUAUUGGUGGCCAUUCUCUGGAGUUUUCCCUGGUCAUGGCCGGAGUGGAUUAUCCUGCCGAAGGAGAUGACGCUGAUAGUUUUGUGUACUUGUCAUCAGCUCCUAACAGUCAGCAACUUGUGAUAGCCAUGGACAAAGAAUAUCUGCUGCUUUCAGAGAAGUGUGAAUCGGUAUGUGGAUUGCUUCCGCAGUGUCUUUAGUAGAGGAUCCGUAUGCCAUCAUUGUCUCUACGUUGAUCCUUGUGAGGAAAACCAACCCACUGCACAAGUUAGCUUGUUAGGGUGGAGUGAUGCUACAGAUGAGCUUGUCCAGCUCAAGUCCCAGCUGGAGUGUUUGUACAGUGCCAUGUGUCCUCUCGCUGGAGCCGUUUUUUCAGUGUGAAAUGGAAGCAGCUUAUUGCUGGCGCGUCCGACAACUUACUCGUUCGCAUUCAGACUGGGCCAACAACGGAACAUAGAACGUUCGCCCAGGAUUGCACCAUGGUCGUCCCAGAUACCGAACAACAAUGAAUACCAAUUUGAACUGCAAGUGUCAGCAUGGAGAUUGGACAUGCCUGUCAAUGCUAUAUGAAGGAUGAAUCGCAUUUGGUUGCUAACCGAGGGAAGUUUCUGUGAGCUGGAACCUGACUUUGAAACAAUGAGACAGAAGUCUGAUGACAGUAACAGUACAUACUACUCUCUCAAGAUAGUGGAGUUUUCACAAAGAGGUGAGUUACUUCAUGAUAUUUAUUUAUUUAUUUUGCACCUCGUAGCAUAUCAAGACAGCCUAUUGAAUUUCAAAGAGAUGUACAUGCCACCAAUGUGUCACACGUCUUCUUCCAACCAACGUGGUAUAGAACAGUGGAAUUUGUCCACGGUGGAGGGUAAGCACACCACCAUCAUUAUCCGGCACCACCAUCAUUAUCACCACCACCAUGACCACCACCAUGACUAGCAGCAGCACCAGCACCAGCAAUACCUUUGCACUAACCUAUGCAUAUUGUAACUUCUGUGUACAAAGUCAUGUACCACCUCUACCUUGAUAGCCAUCUCCCUUAGGCCGCGGUCACACCGAGCUCGAUUCAGCCAUUCAGCCGAAAAAAGCGCUUGUUUACGUCA